UCUGCGAACGGUCACCCUAAAUAAAUAAAAGACAAUUUCAAGCGUAAAAUAAACCCUAAAAAGUCAAUGAUUCGCUCGAUUUGUGAAUUGUGCACCCAUCAGUGAGUGGGCAAAGUGCGGCUGCCGACGUGACUGCCCCCAGGAGCCCCGAGUACCGCCCAGGAGCGGAUCGUGGGUCGCCAGAGGAGCCGAGGAAGUACAGCAACAAUUGUUAUUUUUCGCCCGUCGAUUUUCAGGGGGAGGGGGCUACGGACAUCAGCCCCUUCGGUUUCUAAUUGAAUUAAAAGAAAAGGGGGAGAGGCAAUAAUACCCAGGUCAGUCCAAUAAAAGCCAGGCAGCAUCGUAAUGGUCUUCAUCCGGGAUCCCUGCGGCAUCGCCUGCCUGGUGGUCACGUACGGGGCAGUUCUCUACGCGGACUAUGUGGUCAUCCGCUGGAUCAUCUUGACUACCAUGCCGGGCAGCCUCUGGAUGUCCUUCCAUGUGGUGCUCUUCAACACCGUCGUCUUCCUGCUGGCCAUGUCCCAUUCCAAGGCCGUGUUCUCCGAUCCGGGCACCGUGCCCCUGCCCGCCAACCGACUGGACUUCUCCGACCUGCACACCACCAACAAGAACAAUCCUCCGCCCGGAAAUGGUCACAGCAGCGAGUGGACCGUUUGCACUCGCUGCGAAACCUACAGGCCACCUCGUGCCCACCACUGUCGCAUCUGCAAGCGGUGCAUCCGGCGUAUGGAUCACCACUGCCCCUGGAUCAACAACUGCGUGGGCGAGCGCAACCAGAAGUACUUCCUGCAGUUCCUCAUCUACGUGGCCCUGUUAUCGCUCUACUCCAUCGCCCUAAUCGUCGGCUCCUGGGUGUGGCCAUGCGAGGAGUGCAGCCAGAACGUGAUCGAAACUCAGUUGCGAAUGAUUCACUCGGUUAUUCUUAUGCUGGUGUCGGCGCUCUUCGGCCUGUUCGUUACGGCCAUCAUGGUGGACCAGCUGCACGCAAUUCUGUACGACGAGACGGCCGUGGAGGCGAUACAGCAGAAGGGCACCUAUAGGCCCAACCGGCGCAAGUACCAGCUACUGGCCGAUGUGUUUGGACGCGGACAUCCGGCGCUGUGGCUGCUGCCCUGCACCAGUCUGAACCACGCCUCCCGCUACCACGAUACGCCUCUUCUGAGCCACGAGGUCUAGGGCCAGGAAAUAUUCUUUAUAUUUUGUCCUUGUGUUUAUUGUGCGGCCAAAAGAGCCCGGGAAUGUUUUUAGUUUUUAAUUAUUGUGUGAUUUUUUUUAAUCAGCCUCCCCACCCACAGCCAGUCAAAUUGAUUCGUAUUUCGUAUUGUGUAUUAUAUGCAGAUUCCAACUUAAUUUAUGCUUUAGUUUAUAAUGGUUUGAAAUUAUAAAUAUAAUGAAAGCAGCGUCGCGGAAAGAAGGAGCAUACUCAAAA
Drosophila subpulchrella is the source of this 1429-nucleotide messenger RNA. RefSeq names its product palmitoyltransferase ZDHHC3 (gene Dnz1). NCBI's taxonomy places the organism in Eukaryota, Metazoa, Arthropoda, Insecta, Diptera, Drosophilidae. The coding region runs from base 346 to 1176 and encodes 276 amino acids. The record is from RefSeq and is a predicted model, not a curated record. Gene Ontology annotation, biological process: peptidyl-L-cysteine S-palmitoylation; protein targeting to membrane. The transcript has 3 exons. Gene Ontology annotation, molecular function: protein-cysteine S-palmitoyltransferase activity. Gene Ontology annotation, cellular component: endoplasmic reticulum; Golgi apparatus.